UGUGACACUGACAACGACUGCGGUGACGGAAGUGACGAGAUAAGCUGCACGUGCCCUUCCAGCCAGUUCAAAUGCCCCAAGGGCAAGUGCAUUCCUCAGAGCUACAGAUGCGACGGGGACAACGACUGCGGCGACUUCGCGGACGAGGACGACUGCCCCACCAUCCACCCUGGCGUCUGCGUCGACCAGCUGACCUUCGAGGACUGCUACCGCAUGAACACCUCGUCGUACCCCAUCUGCGACUACUUCGUCGACGCCCACCGGUACUGCAGGAAGUUCUGUGACGUCUGCAACACGCUGAGGAAGUGA
Lymnaea stagnalis (great pond snail) is the source of this 309-nucleotide messenger RNA. NCBI's taxonomy places the organism in Eukaryota, Metazoa, Mollusca, Gastropoda, Lymnaeidae. The record is from the annotation of a GenBank genome assembly.